Beta vulgaris subsp. vulgaris (sugar beet) is the source of this 3132-nucleotide messenger RNA. RefSeq names its product putative pentatricopeptide repeat-containing protein At1g64310. Gene Ontology annotation, biological process: RNA modification. Gene Ontology annotation, molecular function: protein binding; RNA binding. The transcript has a single exon. Lineage: Eukaryota; Viridiplantae; Streptophyta; Magnoliopsida; Caryophyllales; Amaranthaceae. The coding region runs from base 254 to 1918 and encodes 554 amino acids. The record is from RefSeq and is a predicted model, not a curated record.
AAAAAAAAGAAAAAGAAAAAAAAAAAAAAAAAAAAAAAAAAAAAAAAAAACAUUCAUUAUCGACCCAAAAUCAAGUCAUUCAGAAACUAAAUUGGAACAUUAUUGCUUCUUUUUAACAAUCUCUCCGAAACAAGAAGUAAUUAUUUUAACAAUUCACCAUUGUUGUUUUACUUCUUCUCAAUUUUUUCACUUUCGCAACACCAAUUGAAUAAUUGAUCAAUUUCCCUCUUUUUACCCCUUCAAAUUUAAUUAAAUGUUCAUACCACUUCGAAUAAUACUGUCGAAAUUUUCAAUACCACAUCAAACUCUCUCUAACACCAAACAAUUACAUGCCAUGAUCACUAAGACCCACCUCUCUCUUGACCCUUUUUUUGCCACCAAAAUCAUCAGAUACUAUGCUCUCAAUUCUCAACUUUCCUCUGCACACCAACUGUUCGACGAAAUUCCCCACAAAAGCAUCUAUCUUUGGAACUCCAUUAUUAGAGCUUAUGCGCAAGUUCAUGACUUUAAGAAUGCAUUUCAUCUUUUUAACCAGUUGCUUAGUUCAGAUUUAUGCCCUGACAACUUCACAUUUGCUUGCAUUUUACGCGCUUGUUCUGAGAAUCAUGAUGUGGUAGGAGUUAGACUUAUUCAUGGUGGAUUGGUGGUUUCUGGGUUACAAAUGGAUUCAAUUUGUGGUUGUGCACUUGUGAAUGCUUACUCAAAAGUUGGUCUUCUUGAUGAUGCUAGUAAAGCAUUUUAUGUUGUAGUUGAUCCAGACUUGGCCACUUGGAAUUCACUGAUAAAGGGUUAUGGGUAUUCUGGAUUUUGUGAUGAUGGGUUGAAGUUGUUCAAUGCCAUGAGGGAUAUGGGGAUUGAACCAGAUGGAUAUACAAUGGUUGCUCUGCUUUCGGCUGUGGCUGAGCCCGGGUUAUUGCACAUAGGCCAGGGAAUUCAUGGGUUUUGCAUUAAGAGUGGUUUUCUUUUGAAUGAUCAUGUUGGUAGUUCAUUAGUCACUAUGUAUUCAAGAUGUGGGUGCUUGGAUGCAGCGCAGGGAGUGUUGUACAGUUUAUUGAAACCGGAUAUAGUCACAUGGUCUGCAUUGAUAACAGGGUUUGCAAAUUCAGGGGAUAUCAGUAGAGCAUUAUUAUUCUUUAGAGAAAGAAAUAUGGAUGGUAUGAAGGCUGAUCCGGUGUUGCUAGCAAGCGUUCUGGUGGGUGUUGUUCAAUUGGGUAAUGUAGGGCCUGGCUGUGAGAUACAUGGUUACGUUCUUCGACAUGGAUUAGAGAUUGAUAUCAGGGUCGCCUCAGCUCUCAUAGACAUGUAUUCGAAGUGUGGUUUUAUGGACUUGGCCAUUCAGGUGCUCAAUGUACUUCCAAGACGAAACAUCAUAGUGUACAAUUCGGCUAUUUUGGGUCUUGGUUCACAUGGAAAUGCUGAUCAGGCUUUUAGACUGUUUGAUGAGGCAAUGGAUAAGGGAUUUAUGCCUGACGAAUCCACAUUUUCUGCUCUACUCCAUGCGUGCUGUCAAGCUGGUCUGGUCGAAGAGGGUGAGGAAAUGUUUAAGAGGAUGAAGGAUGAAUUUGGCAUUGAACCUAGAAAUGAGCAUUAUGUUCACAUGGUUAAGAUCUUGGGAAUGGCUGGAAAGUUGAGCGAGGCGUAUAGAUUUGUCCUGAGCCUGUAUGAACCAGUUGAUGCUGGCAUUUGGGGAGCACUACUAGCUUGUUGUGAAAUGCAUGGAAAUUCAGCACUUGCUGAAACUGUUUUGCAGCAUGUCUUCGAUAAUCAAAUACAAGAAGAUUCUCACUCAGUAUCGCUCUCUAGAAUCUACGCGGAUCAUGGACGGUGGGAUGAUGUGAAGAAGUUAAGGGAUGAUAUGACUUAUAGUAGACAAAAGAAGCUACCAGGGCUUAGCUGGAUAGGUGAAAAGAGUUUUUGACAUAUGCCACCUAAAGGUGAAGUUGGCUUAUGUAUCUAGUAUCGUAUGUUCAACAGGUAUCUAUCGACUUUCAUGAGGAGUUUCAACAUCAACUUCUCCACUCAAACUCUUGCAUUCGGGAGCAGAGAGGUGAUGUUUGGAAUGCAUCUAUUGAUCCCUGUGUUGUUAGUUAUCUUUGAUAUGCUCACAUUUAUUGUACUCCCUCUGUCUAUAUUUACUUGCUACAUUUGCUUUUGCACAAGAAUUUAGGAGAGGAGAUCGAAAAAGUAUGAUAGGGACCCCAACUUCUUGGAAAAAUAGCCAAUAUUUGGGGAAUAUAGGUAGGAAGAAGACAAAAUUAAAGGGAAAUACUUGUACUUUUAAGUGGAUCGUAGUUAUCAAAUAUGGAACUGUAGCAACUAAAAAAAGACAUCCAUUUAAGACGCAGGGAAUAUAUCUUAAUCUUACCAUUGAACUUGUAAUCUGUGGCCAUGAAAGGCUACUUUACCUCUACCACUCAUAAUCCUGUGAAGUGCAACUUACCUGAGUGACAAGUUUGGUUCCUCAUGGGACUUGGGUGCAGACUGCAGCUAUCACUUAGAGGACCACCUACGCCUCAGCUACAUACUCAUCAUUUUCGUGAGAAUGAUGAUUAAGAUACCAUAAGCUCUAUUGGAUAAGGUGUUGGUCAUAUCAAAGAAAACGACUUCUAGGCAUGUACAAGUACACUUUCCUAGAGACGUUAUUCUCCCUACCGUACUCUCAAGGCCUCAGAAUAUGUCUUUAGGAUACAAAGAAACCAACCCCUAAAGCGUUUAGCACUAACAAUUAUGGGACACUAAGUGAUUCGAGAGAAUUUGCAAAAAUACACCGCUUACCUAAGUUGGAAGGGGUAAAGAUGGUUGAAUGAUGGAUGAGUUAGUGAGUUACCCAUACUACCAUGUCUACUUUAUCAUAGCUAGAGAUAGAUCUACGGAGAAGAAGAUGGUUUGUUAUGUUAUGUCCAAAAAUGAGAUUGAAGUCUUUACUUCGUUCUUCUUCCCGCUAAUCUCAAGCAUCAAUGGCAUUGUCCUUGCCAAGAGAACCUUGAGGUUUCGUUAGAUAAUGUUGAUAAUCAUGAAGUAUUUCGGGAUGACGAUCGUUGGUGAUCUAAGAGUGAUACUAUUUUCUUUUCGUUUGAUUUGUUUGUACAAAUACAACCUCGUUAGAUAAAUAUAGCUCCUUUUUAUGCUCCA